AUGAUGUUCGACGAGUUGGCUGAUUUAGACGGAGAAAGAUUGGCCGCAGUCGAAAUGAUGAUCCGGCAAAAGGAGCGUGUAGCCAAGGUAUACAAUAGGAAGGUAAGGGAAAAAACCUUUGCUGAUAAUGAUUAUGUUUGGAAAGUAAUCUUGCCUAUGGAUCAUCGAGAUCGAACCCUAAGUAAAUGGUCACCAAAGUGGGAAGGACCAUUUCAAGUAACUCGAACGUACAGUAACAAUGCGUGUGAAAUCAAAGAACUUAGUGGGGAUCAAAAGGUAUUGAGAAUAAAUGGAAAGUACUUGAAGAAAUAUAAACAUAUGCUACAAGAGAUAAAUAUCCAAACGUAA
This is a messenger RNA of Lathyrus oleraceus (garden pea), 348 nucleotides long. RefSeq lists its product as uncharacterized. The coding region runs from base 1 to 348 and encodes 115 amino acids. The record is from RefSeq and is a predicted model, not a curated record. The transcript has a single exon. Lineage: Eukaryota; Viridiplantae; Streptophyta; Magnoliopsida; Fabales; Fabaceae.